AUGGAUAAAAACGAGUAAGUACACAAUCUACAGGAUGGUGAAAUUAUCAACAAGCCUUUUAAUAGUCACUGCACCAUUUGAUGCACAUGUGUCGUUUUCAUGAUUUAUCUGAAAAGUGUUUCAUCGAUUAGGCAGAUGCACUCGGUGGUCUCGCUUUUGCAAAUAGCUAUGCCGUGGUCACUAGCUAGGAUGUCGGUCUCUCAGGCAUCGUUUUAACACGGUUUUCUAUCUGACACUUGCAGCUGGAUUAAAAUAUGCAUCCAGUCGGUACACUGCGUCGACGUGAACGUUUAGACAAGAUUUUUUUGUCGUGCAAAGUAGUUUAGUUUGCUCUGUAUCAUUUUCGCACGAACAGGAUCCUCUUAUAUUCACUAGAAAUUGUGUAUACGUGCAGUGAAUAGGAUUUACUUCAUGUAUUGAUAAAAGCCGGCUUCACGUUCAUGACGACGGUCGGCAUUGUGGUGAACACACGGCUCCCUUUAUUUCACCGAGCUAGCUUACAUGAAACUUUCAUAUUUCGGACUACUGGACGAGCUAGUGCUUGGAGCUAAUUGAGCACAUGUAGUGGAAAUGAGAGUUAAACGCCGUCGAGGGGUGUUGUAAUUGCAUUUACAUGACUGUUAAUUACACUGAGUGUAUCACUGUACAUUUUGCAUACGUUAACGUUGAUGUUGUAUUAGCCUAUGGUGUCAAUUUACUGACCGAACCUACGAUUUCCGGUAAAAUUGCAAAACAAAGGACACUUAACUCUGAGUUUGAGACGAUAAAUCAUUUUAUUUGUGUUUAGUAUUCCAACCUGAUGAACAACCAGACCCUCUGAGACAAAAUAUAAAUAAAUAAACAAAUAAAUAAUGGGCUUACUUAUCUUAUCUUAGCUUCCCACUCCUUUUUGAACAUGAAUAACUUUUUGUCAUUUGUUGUUGUAUUCUUUACUUUUUUAAAAAUCAUUAUUAUCUUUACAUGUUCAAAAUAAACUUCAAUCAAUCAAUGAAUCAAUCUAUCUUAUACAAACCAAACCUUUACGUGACGGUCAUGAUCACUGAAUAAAGCCAGUAAAGAGGACUUAAGGUAAUAUCUUUUUAAAACACUUUACAUCAGAUAGGAAUAGCUAUGAAUUUUGCACAUUUGAAUGCAGGGUGUACUUAAAGUAGCCUAAAUAUGUGAUUGAUUUCAUCAUCUUUUUCGAUAAAUACAAGGCAAUAAUUUGAGGAAGCAAACUUAAAUAGGCCAAAGUUAUUGACCUUGCGCAUUAAUCAACUUUAAAUUUAUACCACAUUAUUUUGUAGCUUUGAAAGAAUGUAUUUAUUAACUUUUUUAUAGCAUUCAAUAAAAUAUUGGAAACUUCAAGAGUUCAGAUCCUUCCUGUUACUUAAGUAACUGUUGUUUGACCCCCUUUUAAAUCAUUGUUGUAUAAAAGUAGGCUACUUAUUGAUGUUUCCUUUUUUAAGAUGGAAAUAUAAUUGAUUUUUUUAGUGUUAUUGGCUGAAAACAUUAAUUUCUAAUGAACUCAAAUGUUUCCCUUUAAAAUAUGUAUCAUCUUUAUGUUGGCAUAGUUUUGUUAUAUAACCUGUCAGAAAAUUUUAAAUGACAAAAUCUUGUUGAAAGGGAACCCUUAAACCAGUGGUUUUCAACUGAUGGGUCUCGACCCAAAAGUGGGUCACGGACACGUUCUGGAUGGGUCACAAACAGCCGAUCAAAAAAGUAAAUAUUUAAUGCGGUAUUUAUUAGAUAUUUGAUAUUUUUUUUGUACAUGCAACUUCAGUAGUUGUCGUCCUCAUGUUGUCCCCUGCAUGUGCUUUGAAAUGCACUUUACUCAAUAAAACAAGUGGAUUUAUGUUAAAGAUUAGAGUCUUUCAAUGUUUUUUAUAUAAAAAUUUAAUUUGCUUGGUUUGAAUUCUAUAAAAGUGGGUUGCGAAUGAAGGACCAUGGGAAAAUUUGGGCCCUAGAGUGAGACAAGUUGAGAACCACCGCCUUCAACUUUUAGAGUACUGAAAUUAUAGAUCAGUAAUUGAAUAUGGUUAAUGGUAAAUAUGCUCAAAACUUAAUCACAGAAAAGAACUUUUUUAUGUUUCAUUGAACAUUUUGAGAACAGAAAGUAUUUUACAUUUCAUGUGCCAGAACUAACUUGACAUCAAAUUAGAUUGAUUUCUCAUGAAAGCUCGAUGCCUUCUUGUGUAUAGUACAUUUUCGUUUCUUAUUCUGAAGUUAUAAUCCUUACUUCCUGUCUCGUACUGGCUGCCUUUCAUUGCAUAGACGCAUUCAGGUUGUCCUAUGUUUUCCUUGCGGAUGUAGCCCUCGUGCCCCGACGAGACAGGCAGGUAGUGAUGUGGCUGAGGUCCGCGGCGGAGCGAUCUGCGCGACGACAAAGAGAUGAGAUGUUGUUAGACCGGAGAUCCCAUUACAGAGAACGCAUGUAGUAAUAUGGUCGAAACAAAAGCGUAAGAGGCAAAAGAUUUGCCACAAGAAAUCGGCACUUUUCUCUCAAAUCCAGUUUACUUACACGCGGUAACUUUUAGAGGACUAUUAGGCAACUCGCGUGGGAAAUGGAGAAGAAAAGGUGGGAUUGCACUGCUCUCCCCAAGGGCUGGAAAAUGGAAGAAGUGACCAGAAAGUCGGGUUUGUCAGCUGGAAAAAGCGAUGUCUAUUAUUUUAGGUACUAAACGACCGUGGGCUUGCAAAACUUAACUUGUGCACAAUACACCGAAUUUACCGGCGCAGAAUGAGGGAAAAAAAGAGACGGUGGUCGGUCUAAAGUUUGAAAGUGGAGGAAGAGGAGGGGGGGAUGUUUGUAGCAGGGCAACAAGGCCAGCCAGGCCAGCCCCACUCCCAAGUGUUGGGAUAAGUAGGAGUUUAUCCAACCGUGCAGGCUAGCAGCAGCAGGCCUCUGAUGAAUCCAACUCAGUGUCAUAUCAGUUUAAUACUUUCUUAUUUCCCUUUUGCAAUGAAUCAACAACGGCAGAUUUGUUUUCAUUUAGCAGAGGAGAAGAACAAGAUGAGGAACAGAGGCAAGAGAGGGGGGAGGCGGGUCGGUUGUAUAGUUUGUGGUAGGCUAACUGUACAAUCAUACUGGUGUUAACUGUGGUGUGUGAUGUAAGAUACAUUUGCAUGAGUUACUAGCACGUAUCCACCCACAGUUGUUCUUUGUUAAUCAUUGCUCAGGCUAAAGAUACUGUUGCUCCCCUCAAGUGGAGUCACAAUGUUUCCAUUUUGAAACAUUUGGUCAGUUUUGAUGUGUUUACUGGAUUUUUGGAGUUAAACUCUAAAGCUACAUAUAUGAUGAAUGUGUUUUCUGUAGGUGUAUUGACCCAUAUACUCAUAUGUUAACAUGUCAAGUUUGUUAAAGAUAAGAGGGCUCAGAGAAGUUUUAAGACUGCAUCCAUUUCACCAAGUAAUGUGAUAUCAUUGACCACUUUAAAGCCCACUGCUUCUGUUGCUUUGACUUGUUGCAUGUUCUGGUUCUUGUUUUUUCUGUCUGCUAUGUGUGUAUGUGUAUGUAUGUGUUUUGAUGUGUGUGACCUGUCCGUUUUGUCCCCCGCCUUCAUCUCUAAUUUUAUUUCCUCUAUUGAUGUCUUUGUCGGUGUUGUUGUUGUUGUUGUCGUCUCUGUUUGCGAUGAUAUAAGUAUAGUGGUUUCUCUCUGCCUCCCUUUGCCAGUCCAUCUGGGAAGAAGUUUCGGAGCAAGCCUCAGCUGGCCCGUUACCUUGGCAACCAGAUGGACCUUAGCUCCUUUGAUUUCCGCACUGGGAAAAUGCUGAUGAGCAAGCUGAACAAGAACCGUCAGAGGUUGAGAUAUGAUAACAACAAUCAGAACAAGGUGAGAAAAACAGGCUCAUGAAUGUGAGCUGGUGACUUACACCUGGACCAUUUUACUAUAACAAAACUGUGAAGUUGUUCAGUUAAAAGAUCACAAACUUUAAACGGAGUGAGGCAAAAUCACACAUUUCUCCCAAUAUAGUGAGUUUAUAAAGCAGAGUCAUGUCUAAAGUCCCAUCCUGUGCACAAAGUUCCUGAAAACUUCCCAAAUUAACCUGAGUUAGCUGCAUGGGUAAAAACAAACAGCCCAAUUUUCACUCAUCUUCACCUGGAAUAGUUUCUACUAAGCUCUUAGUUUGAUUUUCAAGUAAAAUGGGGUGAGCUCAUGUGAGAACAGCACUAACAAGUGCCCAGGAUUUGGGCCCUGCAUGCACAGAGCCACGUAGUUGCACAUCUAGACGAGAAAUAUUAAAUCCAGCACCAGUAUAAACCCAGAAGAGCAACAUGCAACAGUGUGAAGUUAACCUUAUAUCGUAGUGAGACUGCAUUCAACUCAUGCCUUCUCUCCAGUGUGCUCUUUUUCAAUUAUUUGUUGAUACUUUUGAUAUGCUCAGAUUAUUGUAGCAUCAACAGGCAAAAACCGUUGUAAAAAUGUAAGACUGCAGAGUCUUUUAGAUUUGCAACAGAUGCAAACAAUUGAAUAAGAGGGUUCAAAAUUAGACAAAAUAAUAUACCUAACAUACAUUUUUAUGAUAUGGGUGAGUGAAAUUAGAGAAUCUGUAGUUUUAUUCUUGGAUAAGACUACAAAAGAUCACUCCUUGCAUCUAUUUGACAACACGAUGAGCCUUCUCACAUCCUCCUUACCCACCUAUUUCCUUGCAUGCUGGGAGGGCACUUGUGAAUUGUGAAGUCAGGCAAAGGCUCCUGAACUAGUCUAUAAGUUUUUGUAAUUUAUGUCUGAAGACAGCUGAUGUGCUUCUCGUCUCCCUUGUCAUUAAGCUCACGGUGUUGUCCUCUAAAUUAAACUUCCUCUGUCCUAAGUAGGUAGGAGUGAACAAGUUAACUAUAAUGGAUAAGAAGUCCAGUAUCCUGAUAGAGCCCCUAAGUCUUGACAACAAUUAAAAUGUCUUGUUAAACUUUCAAUAAUAAGACUUCUAGUGUAUCAGAUGUUCAGGCGAUCAGAUCAACUUAAUCAUUUUAGAAACCUUUUUGAAUACAGAGGUUAAAAGUUGUGUAAAUUAAACUCGACAUAGUUGUAAUCAGGAAUGAGGGGAAACAUGUGUCUCUGCCUUUGUGUAUUUCUGCACUCUUAUUGUCCUCCUGUCAUUUGUUUUUAAGGGUAAACCUGACCUGAACACUUCACUACCAGUCAGACAGACAGCAUCCAUCUUUAAGCAACCUGUUACCAAGGUUACCAACCACCCAAACAACAAAGUAAAGACGGACCCUCAGAAAGCUGUUGACCAGCCUCGACAGGUGAGCACCUUCUGCCUUUUACAGUUCACACCAUCCAGUUUACACUUCAAACUAUAUAAUGGGCAACUUUUUAGCUGAUAAGAAGUCGAUGGAGUCACAUUGGAUUUGUUUGUUUGGACUUUUACAUCGUAGCUGAAUUUAAAUGUAUGGUAUCUUUAUAUUAAAACUGCCUGCUACUUUUUUUUUUUUUUUUCUGCAGCUUUUUUGGGAGAAAAAAUUGAGUGGUCUUAAUGCAUAUGACAUUGCAGAAGAGCUUGUGAAAACGAUGGAACUGCCUAAAGGCUUGCAAGGUAAUGCACAAAUUCUGCACUGAUCUUUCAGACAGAAUAGCUGUCUGGAAAAGUAUUUGGUCAUGUUUUAACAAUCGUUUUUUAUCCUAACAUGCAGCUGAUUUUAACAAAAGGUAUAGUUUGCUUGUUUUAAAUGCCCCUCUAACCACCCUACUGGCCCCUCAGGUGUUGGUCCAGGCUGCACAGACAAGACUCUCCUGUCAGCUAUUGCAAGCGCUCUGCACACCAGCGCUGCCCCCAUCACCGGCCAGCUGUCUGCGGCUGUGGAGAAGAACCCUGGAGUGUGGCUCAACACGGCACAGCCGCUGUGCAAGGCGUUCAUAGUCACCGAUGAGGACAUUAGGUAGGAGAUCACAGAGCAUCAUCACACAUCAUUGACCUGUUUGUUUUUAAAGUUUUAGAAUUAACCCGUUCUGAAUUAAAAAAAAUUAGAAGCUUGCAAAUCCUGACAGGGAGAAAAAGCAGGGAGUGACAUGAAAUCCAACAAUGGGUCAAACUUGGAUCAUUAGGCCAGCGGUCACCCACUGGUUUUGCUUUCAACCCUUCCAAGAAAGACACACAGUGUAAAUAAAUGUGGUUUCCAGAUUUGUUACAAUAGCGAGUAUCUGAGGCCUGAGCUGGAACGAAAUCAGAAAUACUCUGAAAAUCUUGACGCGAUUCAUCCAAAGGUAACAGACUGAAUCAGUUCAGAAAUCCCACAGCCUAUAACAGGGGACCCUGUAAAAACACACCAUCUGCUCUGUGCUGAUUCUGUGGCUGCUAUAGGCAGCUGUAACUGCCAACUCUAACAGCUUCCUGUUGUGUUUACAUGAAGGAAACAGGAAGAGCUGGUGUACAGUGUGAGGAAAAGGCUGGAGGAGGCACUGAUGGCAGAUAUGUUGGCCCACGUCGAGGAAGCAGCCAGCGAAGGGGAGGCUCUGAAGGAGGAAGGCAAUGGCAGUGAAGAUAUGGAAGGGGUAUAG
This is a messenger RNA of Xyrichtys novacula (pearly razorfish), 6479 nucleotides long. The record is from the annotation of a GenBank genome assembly. NCBI's taxonomy places the organism in Eukaryota, Metazoa, Chordata, Actinopteri, Labriformes, Labridae.